Molecule: messenger RNA, 2181 nt
Organism: Silurus meridionalis
Lineage: Eukaryota; Metazoa; Chordata; Actinopteri; Siluriformes; Siluridae
Gene: cdc37l1
Product: cell division cycle 37-like 1
Exons: 8
Coding region: 152-1216 (354 amino acids)
Biological process (GO): protein stabilization; protein folding
Cellular component (GO): cytoplasm
Molecular function (GO): heat shock protein binding; protein-folding chaperone binding
Source: RefSeq, a predicted model, not a curated record
GCAGCCCUACUGUUAUUACAUGAGGGGGUACAGUGACGGCGAGGUUCUGAAGCCCGAAAUAUGUCCGCGUUUGCGUGCUUUCUGAGUUUAAUUGGGACUUUCUGGGAUUAUUAACACCACGAGAAGUUUCCAGGACGAUAAAAACCUGAAGAUGGAGUGGUUUAUGAACGGUGGUGCCAAGAAGUUACCUCCUUCUGAGGAGAACCGCUGCACGAGUGACAACCAAAGCCGACAUGACGAGGUCAGUGUGGACGAGAGCAUGGCGUCUCUGUGUGAGAGACAGCAGCGGUGUGUGAAGGCCUCCAUCGUGUCCAGUUGGCAGUUGGUGGAGGCUCAGGACCAGCUCUGUGGUCUGGAGCUGCACGGUUCUGAGUCAGUGGAACAGGCCCGGGCCCGAGCGCUCGCUUCCUCCGCUCAUCUCUCUCAGAUCGAGGAGGAGUGGAGGAGGAAGGAGAGCAUGCUGGACUCACGCUGGAGCCCCACACUCGGGCCGGACCAGGGGCAACGCGGCUUCAACAAAAGCAUCAUAAAUGAUCCCAAGCCCAGGGGGAUGGAGAUGGAUUAUGACAAGAGCUUAACGUUCGUCCAACGCCACGAGGAGGAACUGAAACAUUUUGGGAUGUUGAGGAGAUGGGAUGACAGUCAGCAUUUUCUAGCCCAGUCGCCCCACCUGAUCUGUGAGGAAACAGCAAACUACCUGAUCUUAUGGUGCUUUCGUCUCUAUGCUGAAAAGAAGGAAGCUCUGAUGGAGCAGGUCGCACACCAGGCUGUAGUCAUGCAGUUUAUUUUGGAGAUGGGCCGAAGUGUGCAGCAGGAUCCUCGCUUCUGCUUUAGACAGUUCUUCCACAAAGCCAAAGCGGGACAGGAGGGGUAUCUGGACGUCUUCCACACUGAGCUCGAGGCCUUUAAACACCGGGUGAGGGAGUACUCCACUACGCCCAGAGCAGACACGCCCAGAUCCCCGGAGCAGCAGCAGGGCGUACCGAGCACGUGCAGACUCAACCCUAAAGAAGUGCUGGAGUCUCUGCCUCCUGAACUGAAGGCGUGUAUCCAGUCACAGGACAUGCACAUCCUGCAGAACGUUCUCAGCACCAUGAACCCACAGGUGGCUGAGUAUCAUAUAAAGCGGUGUUUGGAGGCGGGGCUUUGUUCACAUUUUGGGCGGGGCUCUAAAGAUGAGGACACAGAAGAUCAGAGAAUGAUGGAGACGUCCUAACAAGCACACACACACACACACACAUGGCAUCUCUCACUCGAGUUCAGGACGAUGAGGUUGAAGUUUAAAUGAACAUCACGUGAAGAUCAGACGAGUGAAAAAGAGACCUUCAUGCUGUCAGAGGGGAGGAGGAACAGGGAGAAGAGGAGGGAGAAAAGGAGGAAGAUCAGACAAGUGAGCAUUGCCUUCAUCCUGGAGGAGGAGAUGGAGGAAAUGAUGAAUGGAAGAGGAAGAUGAGUAAGAAGAAAAGGAAAUGAAGAAGGAGAGGAAGAGAAAGAGGGGCAACGGCUGCCAUCAGAGACUUUGUUUGUUUGUUUGUUUUGGAUCACUUGUGAACGUGUGCUGCACUUUAUAUCUGAUUGCGAGUUGAGUGUAUAAAACAGAUAGGACGAGGUAUUUUUCUGCACGUGUUUGUUACGUUUCCGGGGCGAUGUGGAGACGGCACAGAGACACUGAUUGAUGGACAGAUUGAUAGCUUUUUUUUUUUUUUUUAAAGAAAGGUCAGCUUUUUUCAGACAUGAAAAACGUCUUUAACGUGAAAUUUCCACAAUCUUUCCAAAUAAUUUCCCCUUUAUUUAUACUUUUAACAUAAAAUGCAUCACUGACGUUUACUCGCGCACAUUUAAUAUUUCAAAACAUUAAUUUUGACUUAUUCUUUCUUCAUUUUUUUUUUUCUCCUAAAAUUAUUAAAUAUUAAACGCCUGAUAGAAAGAAUUCCCACUGCUCCCACCCCACCAUGAAAAACCGUCUAGUGCAUUUUAUAUCCAAAGGCAGGAAAAGGAAAUCAGUGGGUUCAGCUUUUUUUUUCUCGUUUAAUUGAGUUUUCUCUGUAUAAGUUGUGAUGGAGGAAAGAGUUAAUGGUGAUUAUUUCCCACGCAGUGCAUUUUAUGUAUUUAAUAGAUUUAUUUUUCCUUUUUCAAAUCUAAAAUGCAUUACAGGGCAAAUAAACCUCAUUAAUAAUUUUA